CCAAAGUGAAGCAAAGGAGAGUGCUUAACACAAACAUCUAUCUCUCUGAGCCCACCUUUGUAUAAGAUUAAGCAUACAAGGGAAACUUGACAAGAAUCUGUGGAAAUGGAUGUGGAAGGGAAAGUUGUAAAAUCAAGAUUCAAGAGGGUAUGUGUGUUUUGUGGAAGUAGUACUGGUAAGAGGAAAUGUUACAGAGAUGCUGCAGUUGAAUUAGCUCAAGAAUUGGUGGCAAGAAGAUUGGACCUUGUUUAUGGAGGAGGGAGUAUUGGAUUGAUGGGUUUGGUUUCACAAGCUGUUCACCAUGCUGGAGGGAAUGUUCUUGGGAUCAUUCCUAGAACUCUGAUGAGCAAAGAGAUAACUGGUGAAACGGUUGGGGAAGUGAGGCCAGUAGCCGACAUGCACCAAAGAAAGGCAGAAAUGGCCCGCCACUCUGAUUGUUUUAUUGCCCUACCAGGUGGGUAUGGAACUUUGGAGGAGUUAUUGGAAGUGAUAACUUGGGCUCAGCUGGGUAUCCAUGACAAGCCUGUGGGUUUGCUUAAUGUUGAUGGCUAUUAUAAUUAUCUACUGACUUUCAUCGACAAAGCCGUGGAUGAUGGCUUUAUCAAACCUUCCCAACGCCACAUCAUUGUCUCUGCACCAAAUGCCAAAGAACUGGUCCAGAAGCUUGAGGAGUACGUGCCUGUGCAUGAUGGAGUCGUGGCCAAGGCAAGUUGGGAAGUUGAGCAGCAGCAACAAGCCCCGCAACAGGUGGGGUUCAGUGCCACUUCUUUGCAGACUGAGAUCGCUCUAUAA
Messenger RNA from Durio zibethinus, 792 nucleotides. Its product is annotated as cytokinin riboside 5'-monophosphate phosphoribohydrolase LOG5-like. Gene Ontology annotation, cellular component: cytosol; nucleus. Gene Ontology annotation, biological process: cytokinin biosynthetic process. The record is from RefSeq and is a predicted model, not a curated record. Gene Ontology annotation, molecular function: hydrolase activity, hydrolyzing N-glycosyl compounds. Lineage: Eukaryota; Viridiplantae; Streptophyta; Magnoliopsida; Malvales; Malvaceae.